CAUCCGGCCUCCAGGUUACGGUGAUGACACACGGCCUUUAGAUAUUGCGGCUACGAUUUUCUAAUACUCUUUGCUGUAACUAGACCCAACGGCAGCCAUGGGUAUCGACUUCACAGUCUUUAAAGGAUCCCCGAGCGGAGAUAUCGUCCAGGCCACGGGCCAUCGUGAUCCGGGUCCUACCGAGGUCAUCAUCAAGAUCUCGCACUGCGGGGUCCGCUUUACUGAUGAGCAUUAUCGCCACGCUGAUAAAGGUCUUGGCCACGAGGGUGUUGGCACAAUCAUUGAGGUUGGCUCCGCUGUCCAUGAGACCUCGGAUUUCCGCGUUGGUGACCGAGUGGGAAUGGGCUGGUAUUACAAGUUCUGCGGCCACUGCCGAGCUUGCUUGACAGGUCGCCAGACACAAUGCGCCGCCAAGGCUUCGUUCGCCAACUCCAACGCGGACCAAGGCGGUUUUGGGACUGCAGUCGCCUGGGAUGUGUCGGCUCUCUUUAAGCUCCCUGAAAACCUCGGCUCUGAAUAUGCUGGGCCGCUGAUGUGCAGUGGUGCUACCGUAUGGAGGCCUCUAUAUGACUCUGGUGCCAAGGCCGGCGACCGCGUCGGCGUCAUCGGCGUGGGUGGGCUUGGACACCUGGCAAUCCAGUUCGCCUCCAAGAUGGGCAUGGAGGUGGUGGUUUUCUCGAGCACUGAGUCCAAGAAACAAGAUGCGCUAGAGUUCGGAGCAUCCGAAUUCCAUGUCACCACCGGAGUGACCAAAUUCGACGGCAUUGCCAAGCUAGACUUCCUCCUGCUCACAGCAAACGAUGUCCCGGAUAUCUCUAUUUACCUUCCCAUCCUAGCAUCCGGGGCACAGCUGUUUCCACUCACCGCCAGCAGCAAAACUCUGCCACUUUCUCCCUUUUCGUUUAUCUCAGGCGAGCUCAGAGUCAUUGGAUGUAACGUUGCUCCGCCAGCUAGCCUUCGAGCUAUGCUGGAAUUUGCUGCAAAGCAUGAUAUCAAGCCUCAGAUAGAGAAGUUUCCGUUGACGCAGGCCGGCAUCACCUCGGCUAUGGUGAAGCUGAGGAAUGGCAAGAUGAGAUACCGAGGUGUUCUGGUUGCAUAGGGUCGACAUUGAUGCUCCUGAUAGCUUGACAUUUCUCAAAAAUCUAGUUAGGUACUUGGCUAGAGAAUGUUUGUCUAACUGGGCCUGGGUUUUUUCCUUAAAAGGUUCCCAGCGGCCGGGAGGUAAACAUAUGGUUGUACGUAACGUAGAAAGGUAUAAGAAGACAAAUAGGCCGCUUGAACAGGAAAAUGCAACACACGUUCUUUUUCUUUCUUUCUUUUCUCUUUCUCGGAUAAUAAAAAAAGAAAGAAAGAGGAGGGUGUGGCCAUCAGCUGUGCUAUAUAAACGCUGGAUUUCACAGCAGUCAUCAAAGAGGAAUAUCCACAAUAUAGGAUAUUGCCCUGGAUUGCAUGUGCCUGAAAAUGCCUCCGUGAUGUAAGACCGCUAUUGGGAAUUUUUACUGCUUUGUUUCUGGUAGCAGUGACU
This is a messenger RNA of Colletotrichum navitas, 1525 nucleotides long. RefSeq names its product NADP-dependent alcohol dehydrogenase. Gene Ontology annotation, molecular function: zinc ion binding; alcohol dehydrogenase (NADP+) activity. Bases 98 to 1099 code for a protein of 333 amino acids. Lineage: Eukaryota; Fungi; Ascomycota; Sordariomycetes; Glomerellales; Glomerellaceae. The record is from RefSeq and is a predicted model, not a curated record. Gene Ontology annotation, biological process: alcohol metabolic process. The transcript is spliced from 3 exons.